Molecule: messenger RNA, 2072 nt
Organism: Gadus macrocephalus (Pacific cod)
Lineage: Eukaryota; Metazoa; Chordata; Actinopteri; Gadiformes; Gadidae
Gene: tmub2
Product: transmembrane and ubiquitin-like domain containing 2
Exons: 3
Coding region: 174-1304 (376 amino acids)
Molecular function (GO): protein binding
Source: RefSeq, a predicted model, not a curated record
GGCCCGACCCCGAGCGCUCCCGAUGAUGACGUCUCCCGUGCGAUGACGUCACGGCGCUUCGUCCACAGUGUUUCUGUGGUCGGACGGGGCUGUGGCACACACAAAAAAAAACACCGCUGCCAUGACUUUAAACAUGAUUUGAUCCCGCUGCAGGUUUCAGUUUGCGCACAGGAAUGGCACUGUGUGCGCUGACCAUGUUGGACGGGCUGGGAGACGAGAUGACGGCGGCGGGCGGCGCCCUGAUCCUGCUGCUGGCGAUGGUCCUGGCCUGGCUGUCCACGCACGUGGCCGACCGGGGGGACCACAUCCUGGGCACCAUCCUGACCGUGGGGGCCCACGCCUCCCUCAUCGGGCUGGGGGGCCACGACGGCUACAGCAGCGGCCCCGCCAGCUCGGACGCGCCCGAGCAGCAGAGCCCCCCGGCGUCCCAGGAGAACAAGCCGGAGGAGGGGGGGUCGGAGGGCAGGGGGGAGGGCGAGGGGAGGGGGGAGGGCGAGGGGAGGGGGGAGGGCGGGGCGGACGUCGGCGCGGACAGACUGAUGGACAUACAGAGCAAACAGCAGCACACCUGCGCCCAGCACUCUCAUGAUGAGGAGGAGGAGGAGGAGGAUGACGAAGAGGUGGACGAGGAGGAGGACGACACGGAGGAGGACGAAGAGGACGAGGAGGUGGGCGAGGAAGAGGAGGAGAAAACGCCGGCCAAGCUGGGUUCCGCGGUCCCAGAAUGCACCACCACCGCCGCCGCCGCCGCCCCCCCCCGCCGUCACAACCACCAGCAACAUCUCCGUCCGUUUGAAGUUCCUGAACGACACCGAGGAGGUGGCGGUGGUGGCGCCGCAGGAGACCGUGGGUCUGCUGAAAAGCAAAUUCUUCUCGGGCCGCGAGCAGCAGGUGAAGCUCAUCUACCAGGGCCAGCUGCUGCAGGACCCCAAGCGCACGCUGUCCUCGCUCAACAUCACGCACAACAGCGUCAUCCACUGCCACGUCUCCCAGCUGCUGGCGGCGGCGGAGCCGGAGGAGGAGGAGGAGGAGAGCGGUGUCCCGCCCCCCGGGGGAGGGCGGGGCGUCCGGUGGGGCGUGUCUGGGGGGGUCCGGGCGGCGGGCGUGGCCCUCAGCACCAGCAGCCUGGUGGUGCCGGUGUUCGUGGUGAUCCUGGCCGUGGUGUGGUACUUCCGCAUCAACUACCGGCAGUUCUUCACGGCGCCCGCCACCAUCUCCCUGGUCGGGGUGACGGUGUUCUUCAGCUUCCUCGUCUUCGGCAUGCACGGCCGCUGAAGGGGGCGGGGCGUCGGGCCCGUCGUUAACCAUGGAGGGAGAGCCCUGAUUGGUCCGUUUUUCUGUCGGUGUGGGCGUAAACGUGUAAGGGACACGGACCAAUCAGGGCGUCUGUGUAGAUGCUACCUAGAAGACUGGAAGUGUGUGUGUGUGUGCAUUCAUUCAUAAGUUGGGGAAAAUGUACAGUUCAAGAUGGUCAUAUGCAGUGUGUGCGUCUACGAUGAACGGACCUGGGUUUUUCAGAGUAAUGUUAUGAAGUUACAUGUCCUGCUUGUUUUAGUGUCUGGUUCGUUGGAGUUAGUUUCAAUACUCGUUCACCAUUAGGAGGUCAGAGGUUCAUAUCGCUCCAUGUUUCUCAUAUUUUAAUCUCACCACGUGAACUUCACUUUUUCUAUUUUUUGUUCAACAUGAUUAUGCUAAACUGGAUAAGUGACCAAUGUUUGACUUGGGCUGGAUAUUUUUGAGUUGUGUUGAAUUGAAGUUUUGUUUAUUUUCAGAAACAUUUUUCUGAAAAACCAGUUAUUUGGCAGUAAUGACUUAUUUUGUGCAAGGCUUUGGUUUUCUUAUCGUGUUUGUUUUGCUUGAAUCACUCUACACGAGUACUUAUGAAACUAGAAUAUUAACACCAAAAUAGACAAUAUCAAAAAUGUUGUGUAAAUACUGUAAAUAAAAGAUUUAGGUGACUUUGCAUCCUGAACUUGAAUAUUUAGGGCUUUAGCAAUACAUCAGAGGUUGUCUCUUGUGUCCUCAGUUGGACUGCUGUGACUUGACUAUUCAGAAUAAAUCAUUUUGAACUA